Chrysemys picta bellii (western painted turtle) is the source of this 818-nucleotide messenger RNA. Lineage: Eukaryota; Metazoa; Chordata; Testudines; Emydidae. The record is from RefSeq and is a predicted model, not a curated record.
GGGGCACUGCUUACCCGUUCUGAUGUCCACUGCCCAACUCCUGCCCCCCCCCCUGCUCCACCAGCCCCCACCCACCAAGGUCUCUCUCCACCUUGUCCCCGCAGCGGGCACUUUGGGGUGGUGAAGCGCUGCCGGAAGCGGAGCUCGGGGACGCUCUACGCCGCCAAGUUCGUGAAGAUGCGCAAGUGCAAGGGGAGCCGGCUGGGGCUGGACCGCGAGCAGGUGGAGCGGGAGGUCAGCAUCCUGCAGCAGUUGGAGCACCCCAACAUCCUGCGCUUGCACGACCUCUUCGCCAGCAAGGCCGAGAUGGUGCUGAUCCUGGAGCUGAUCCGCGGCGGGGAGCUCUUUGACUUCAUUGCCGAGAAGGAGACGCUGACAGAGGCGGAGGCCAUCGAGUUCCUGCAGCAGAUCCUGGAGGGCGUCGCCUACAUGCACGGGCGGCACGUCGCCCACUUCGACCUCAAGCCAGAGAAUAUCAUGCUGCUGGAGAAAGAUGUCCCCAACCCGAAAAUCAAGAUUAUCGAUUUUGGUCUGGCCCAAAAGCUGGAAGAUGGAGUAACCUUCAAAAGCCUUUGCGGGACUCCGCAGUACAUAGGUAAACAGCUGAGCACUAAUGAUCUGCUGGGAAGGUUGUCAGGAGCAUGCGGGACUCAUUGGCAUAUAGGUUAUUGGGAUUAACCCGUGGAACUCUCUGCCACAGGAUAUUGUUGAGUCACAUGGUUAGGGCCCUACCAAAUUCACAGUCCAUUUCGGUCAAUUUCAUGGUCAUAGGAAUUAAAAAGUCCUAAAUUUAAUGAUUUCCACUAUUUAAAUCUAGU